AUGAAGCUGAAAAAACUUCUAAGGAAGUUUGAUAGGACCGAUUCAAUCCAUUACACUAGUCACGACGGAAGAACCCUGAAUAAGACGUCGCAGGAAACAUCAGAUGGUUCAGACGUUGUUGAAUCUGUACCAUUCAGUUCGCUCAACUUCUGGCAGCCAGUGAAGCAGGUAGUUCCCAGUCUUAAAGGCACUGAAGCCCGAGCUCUGAAAAAAUGGGAAUUCGCUAUAUUCUCGAAGUACAUGGACCAUCUCUACUUUUUUCGAUUGAGAUCGCACAUCGGUGCUGAACGGGCAGAUGACAGCGACUUCUUGCAGGCAGAGACACCGAUCAACGAUGACUCAUUUCAAAGAGAAAACGUUAAGGCUGAAAUUGCUCGACAGACGACCUCAGCAGAGGGCUUAGAGCCAAAAGCAAUGCCACAACGUUUAAACAUCCGCCAAACCGUACUUGAACUUACGGAUACUUUCCUCUCCGAGAGUGAUGUGUACCGUCACCACAGGGUACACCUUCGGACAAUUGCAUGCAGUUUCGUCCGCCAGCAUUGGCCUGCACUGAAACGGACGUGUCAUGCUGUUGCGCAUCAUUCGGAAUGGAGGAUCAGGCGGAUAUUCGCAUUCUCAAUGCAUGAAUUGGCGCCGGUGUUGGGCCCUAAAGUCUCAGAAGAGGAUCUGCUGCCCAUCUGCAUAAGUCUUCUGCACGACCUCGACAAAGUGAGGAUCGGCAUCUUGUACAAUCUGUAUGAUUUUGUGAAACUGCUGAAUAAAAACGCACGCCGGGCAUUGCUUGGCAAUUUGGCGGAUUUCCUACACAGAGACAACGUUCGUGACUGGCGUUUUCGACACCUCUUUGCUCAGAAACUCAUUCCCUUAUGCGCCUUGUACGAAAGUGAAGACAUUAACAAAUAUAUCAGUCCUAUUGCCAUGAUGUUGGCCGUCGAUUCGGUGGAUGAGGUUCGUCGCAUGGCUUUCAAACUCGUGGGCACAGUUUUCAAGUGCUUCAACGACAGGGAGAAAUUGGUCGGAGAAACUCUUCCGAUGACAGACAGAUUUCUAGAAGAAAUUGUAAGCUGCUUUGCCUAUUCACGUCAUUGGAGACGCAGACAAACGUUUGCUUAUAUAUGUGACGAAGUGAUGCAUCAGAAGUCAUUUACAGCAGAAAAAUUCAACGAUGCUCUGUUCCCUGCCUUACUGGAAUUGGCGUCGGAUCGAAUCCCUAACAUCAGAAUCGCUGUGGCGAAGGUUCUGUCUAAGAAUACAGACUAUUUUGUAAAAAGCAUGAUGACAGUCGAUUUUGAAGCAGUGCUAAAAACGUUGGCCGACGACUGCGAUGAUGACGUCAGAACAUGGGCAACCUUCAAGUCACACCUUUGCGUCUCUUGCAAAGGUGUCGAAAGUUAA
This is a messenger RNA of Soboliphyme baturini, 1398 nucleotides long. The record is from the annotation of a GenBank genome assembly. Lineage: Eukaryota; Metazoa; Nematoda; Enoplea; Dioctophymatida; Soboliphymatidae.